UCUGAUCUUAUAUACUGUCUAUGGUGAGAUGAGAUAGUCAGAUAAAUGAAAGGAAAUCAGAGUGUAGAUGGAGUCUGUUUUCUUGAGGUUUGAGUCUUAUGACUUCGAGGCUGAUCUGCGGUUUCAGGACGGUCUGAAGGAUUUAAACAAGUGCAACAAUAGCAGGGAGGAAACCAAACUGCUGGACCUGAAACUCUUCUUUUAUAACAGGUUUGUGGAGCCCAUAGACCGGAGCAGCUACCAGCAGUGGAGCUCUGCUUCUCCUCGUGCGACUCCGAUGGACUGUGGUGUUGAGCAGCAGGACCAGAGGACACUUUCAGACUCGGGAAUCAGUCCAAACCAGACUGCGGAGACAGAAGCCAAGCAGCUUUCCUUUGCGGAUGUGAUGCGACUUAUUCAGGAGGGGAAGGAAGUGCCCGGAGCAACAAAACUGGACAUAAAAGCAACCAACCGGAGUCCCACUCCUUCUCAAAUGCAAAGGAGACUGAAACCCUGGGAAAUAUCAUCAGUGUCCAAGUGAC
Molecule: messenger RNA, 521 nt
Organism: Perca flavescens (yellow perch)
Lineage: Eukaryota; Metazoa; Chordata; Actinopteri; Perciformes; Percidae
Exons: 2
Coding region: 68-520 (150 amino acids)
Source: RefSeq, a predicted model, not a curated record